AAUGCCACAGGGCCGGAGUUGAAAAUAUUCACGUUGACUGAGGUCCAACCCUGUCAUUGUUUCGGUGUUUAUAUUUAUAACCAUAACCUCAACUAGUGUUUGUUGAUUAAUGUCAUUUAUUUCAUUAGUCAUUAUCUAUUGUGAAAAAUUCUGAUAACGAAAUCAUUGUCAUUAAAUCUGAAAUAGGAGAUCAGUGCCUUAUCUCUACUGACAUACCUACCUUCUGUAUAAAGUAUAUGAUAUAUGAAUGAUUCACAUUUUAGUAUGAACUAUGAGUGGUUAUAUUUUUGCUUGAAUUUGGUAAACGUAUACAUUUCUCGAUAAUCUCGAUUUGAGUGCUUGCGAAUUUUACUUCCUUCUUAUAAAUAAUAAACGAUUCGUAGUUCCCGAACUUAUAAUACCGAAAAAUUCGCAGUCAUAUGGUUUCCUCGUGAUAACAGUUUCAAAAGAUAACAGUGUAAUGAUGAUCUUGUGUUCCAAUAACAAGUUGAAGGGAAUUUAUCAUCUAUAGUUGAUUAGACUUACCGUUGAUUCAUUACAAGUUUAAUUUUUAGUCAUGAUCAAAUAAUUUCUUAUAUCCGACAUCACCAUUUCGUACUGCAGUUAAAUUGAUAGGAUGUCUACACUGUGGAAAGUUUUAACUCGGAGAAAAGUAUUGGAUACAGAUGAAGGAAGCGAAACGCCUCUAGCAAGAGUUCUGAAUACUUUUGAUCUUACAGCUUUGGGUGUUGGAAGUACACUUGGGGUUGGGGUGUAUGUUCUUGCUGGUCAAGUUGCAAAAAAUACUGCUGGACCUGCAGUAAUAAUUUCAUUUCUUAUUGCUGCUAUCGCUUCAGUUUUUGCUGGAUUAUGCUAUGCAGAAUUUGGAGCGAGAACACCAAAAGCUGGUUCUGCAUACAUAUAUAGUUAUGUAUGCGUUGGAGAAUUCAUUGCUUUUGUUAUUGGUUGGAACUUGAUUUUGGAAUAUAUUAUAGGCUCUGCUAGUGUAGCAAAAGGUCUGAGCUCCUAUGUUGAUAAUUUAUGCAAUGGAUCAUUAAGUAGUACUUUCAGACAACUAGCUCCUAUAGAUGUGCCUUAUUUAUCUCCAUAUUUUGAUAUAUUUGCAUUUACCGUUCCCAUUAUUUUAUCAAUUGCCUUAGCUUUUGGAAUGAAAGAAAGUAGUUUGUUGAAUAAUAUAUUCACCUCAUGUAAUAUUGGAGUUGUUUUAUUUGUAAUUGUCGCUGGGGCAAUGAAUGCUCAUUGGAGUAACUGGUUUAUCAACCCAAAUGAUGUGAAGAAUGUGACGAACUCAACCAAUUUAGGACAUGGAGGUUUCUUUCCAUUUGGUAUACAAGGGGUCAUUAAAGGCGCAGCAACAUGUUUUUACGGUUUUGUCGGAUUUGACUGCAUUGCAACAACAGGAGAAGAGGUGAAAAAUCCGAAGAAGGCUAUUCCGAUAGCAAUUAUCUCUUCAUUGCUCAUUAUUUUCUUGGCUUAUUUUGGAACAUCUACUGUAUUGACAUUGAUGGUGCCGUAUUAUGAACAGGAUCCCACUGCACCUAUUCCGUUUGCUUUUCAAUCAGUUCAUUGGUAUACUGCUGCUUAUAUUGUAACUGGAGGUGCUAUGUUUGGACUUUAUGCUAGUUUGUUUGGGGCUAUGUUCCCUCUGCCUAGAAUAUUAUAUGCAAUGGCUUCAGAUGGGCUGAUUUUCAGAUUUUUAGGGAGAAUCAAUCAAAGAUUCAAAACACCAGUAAUUGGUACUCUAUUAGCUGGUAUAUUUACAGGUACGAUGGCUGCAGUUUUUGCUCUUGACUCUUUGGUCAAUAUGAUGUCAAUAGGAACUCUUUUAGCAUACACCAUUGUGGCAGCUUGCGUGCUUUUGCUCAGGUACUCCGUGAAUGAAAAAGGCUAUAUGCCAAUUCCUGGAUCAUCCGAUCCAGAAGGAGACAGACAUAUAGAAAAUCAUAAUAGGGAACCCAUAAACGCCAGUGAAGAAACAGCUUUAACUGAUACCACCGAAGAAAGUCCCAGUGUAAUAAGACAAAUUUUCAACUUUAGCAAGAUUGAUAUACCCAACAAAAUUUCGCAAACUAUUGUUACUGUGGAUAUUUGUCUGUUUUGUAUAUUAUGCUUUAUACUUGGACUUUGUGCUUUAUAUCUCAAGCACGAUAUUGUCAAUGGAGAUGUGAUUCCAUUGAGUGCAGUAACUGUGAUAUUGAUUUUAAUGUCUUUAACAAUGUUGUCAAUUUCAAGUCAGCCAGUAUCCAGAACCACCUUAUCAUUCCAGGUACCAUGUGUUCCCCUUAUACCAGCUUUGAGUAUUUUCUGUAAUAUUUAUCUAAUGGUUAUGUUGGAUAUAGCUACAUGGAUACGAUUCGUGGUGUGGAUGAUUUUAGGUAUUCCCAUUUUUUAUUUAACCCGAAGAUGCUUAUCCAAAAUCGACGAAAAUAUCACUACUGAUAUUCCUAUACAAGGUCAUGUAAAUAAGGGGUUUUAUGGUGAUAACUUGGUUUAUUCAAAUGGAUGUGAUGCAAAUCAAGAAAGCCUGGUCAUUAUAGAUGAAAAGAUGAUUCCUUCAUUAGAAAUUGUAGAAAAUUUAAAUGAGACUGAUGGUCAAACACCUAGUCCAAGUAGAGUAAUUGAGUCAUUAGACUUUGUUAUAGAUAGUUAUGUAGAUGAUACUACCAAUGCAUAUGUCAUGUCCACUUCAGAUGCUCCUUCUGCUUUUGUGUUGUCAAAUAAGCUACUAAAAGGUGAUUUUAGAGAUACGCCAAAUAGUGCUUUACGUAAUUUACUCUUGAAUAAUUUGAAAGAUGAUAUUAAUACAGAAAAUGUAGACAAAAUUUCAAAUGAAAACAAACAGAUCGAUUUUGAUUUGAUUGAUAAAAAUAAUUUAUCAAUCCAAGGUCAAGAUGAUGAAACUCAUAAAUCCGAAAGAGAUCAUACUUCUUCAUGUAGUGAAAUAUCUUAUGUGAGUGCAUCUUCUAGUAUUGACACAGGUCAAAACAAAACUUCAGAUAAUAACCAUUCUGCUGGUAAUACAUCACCAACACAUUCACAACCACCGCCACCACCGCCACCUCCCCCAUUAGAGGGUUUUUCAAGUUUCAUCCCGAAAAAAAAAGAAUCCAAUCCUGAUAAUUCAAAUUCUUUGAAUGAAUCAAAAACUUUGGAGCGACUGAAAACCAAUAAUAGAGAUCCACCAAUGAUUAUCAACAAAAAUUCUCUAAAUUCUGUGAAAUUAAGGCAUGUUCAUAGACCUAGCAUUGAACGAAGUCAUUCAGAAGAUGAUGCCAAGAAAGCUGAAACGGCUACAAGUACCAAAGAACAUUAUUCCAAAGCUAUUCUUUCAAAAGAAAAAGAUAAGAAUUUACCUACAUCUACAUCUGGUUCUUUUGCACCACUAGUGAAUUUGAGACAUGUUAGAAGACCUAGUUUGGAGAAUAGAAAUGAAAAAGAUGCUAUAUCUCAUUCGCAGAAUGAUUCUGAAUCUUUCAAACCAAGUAGAUACGUCAAAAGUAAAUCAGUAAGUAAUCUUGAGAAGGCGUCAUCGAAUGAAAAUUCCGGUAAUAAUACUCUUAAAAGAAUGGGGAUAUCCAAAGACGCCAUAAAUUCGGUAAAACUAAAACCUGUUGUUCGUCCAAAUCUUUCGCUGUAUGCGGAACCUAAAACUGAUCUACCAGAUUCCGUCAAAUUUGGCACUCACGAGUUUGAGGAAUUUAAAGAUAAGUUGAAUGAAAAAUUGAAAAAACCAGUUAAAAUCUUGAGAGAACCUUCUUUUGUGGAUCCUAAAACGGUUCCUGAAAGAUCUGAAAUCAAGGUGAAUAGGGAAAAUGUUAUCGAUGAUAACUUAGAUUUAGCUAAAGCUAGGGCUACAAUGGAAACUGAAGUUGGUAAUAAACUGAAUUACCUGAAAAAUUUGAAAGAAACUGAAAAGUCAUCCAGGAAUGAAGAAACAGAAAGUUCAAUAAUUAAUUAGUUGAAUAAACAUAAUAUUUCCCCAAAUGAAUUUUCGUGACUGCAAAAUUCAAGCAUGCCACUUGAGUAUGGAUAGUUCAGUGAAUUCACUUUUCGGUGUGCUCAAAACACUCGAAACAUAUUCCACUUUGCAAUGGUUACCAAUGCUGUUGCCACUGAUGUCGCUGCAGCGCGUCCAACAAUGGUUGCAGAAUUGAAAGAUUUCUUUCUCUUGUGAGAAUGCAUUGGGAAGGGAAUGCUCUCUGUCGGUUGUUCUGAAGUAUCCAUACUCUGGUGAACCUAUUCAAUCUUAUGGCAUAAUUUCCCCCUUGAAUAAUUUUGGAAUGAAAUGUUAAUCACUGCAUUAAAUUUCGUAAUCGCAAUUGUU
Coccinella septempunctata (seven-spotted ladybird) is the source of this 4324-nucleotide messenger RNA. Its product is annotated as high affinity cationic amino acid transporter 1-like. The coding region runs from base 617 to 3958 and encodes 1113 amino acids. Lineage: Eukaryota; Metazoa; Arthropoda; Insecta; Coleoptera; Coccinellidae. The record is from RefSeq and is a predicted model, not a curated record. Gene Ontology annotation, molecular function: amino acid transmembrane transporter activity. Gene Ontology annotation, biological process: transmembrane transport; amino acid transport. The transcript has 14 exons. Gene Ontology annotation, cellular component: plasma membrane.